AUGGACGACGAUCAAAGAGACACAGAUACCAGUAACCGGGAAUGCCUCCCUACAGUACCCAAAAUCAGAACUUGCAGAGGUGGCCCCAAGUUCCAAGAAGGUUCCGCCUGGGAAAGCCAAAGGAGCUCGGAGGGCCGCCAGGUCAAGUCCCAACGGGAGCUAACAGGGAAGCCCCGGGGGGCGAGAGGGGUGUGUCAAGGGCCCGGAGGCCCGCUGGGGCCGGGAAGCCAGGAAAGCGGCCACUGCCUCCGCCUUCGCCCGACUUCGGGCGGCGAGCCAGGGCCCGCCUCUCACCGACGCCUCACUUCCCUUCCGCCCGGGCGACCGGGCCCGCGGGCCGGACUGGAGACCGCCGCGCCGGACCUCCACGUCCGGAGGUUGGGGUUUCCGUCCCAGCGCCUCCUGCUGCUGCCUCAGGCCCUCCGCUCGGGUUUGGGGACCCCGGGAUCCCCUUCUUCCCGACCCUCAGCCCAGCCCCGCCGCUCCGCCUCCCACCCGCCGCCUUUACCUGCUCCAGAAGCAGGCGGAGGGCGUCGAGGCCGGGGCCGCGUCGUCGAGUGUGCGACGCGGCGCCGCGGGUCCGCAGCCCUUUCCCGCCGCCACCACAGCGCUCUCCGGCGCGGCGCAGGGCUGGCGAGCGCGACGGCCGCCGGGGGGAGACGCGCGGCGGGCGCCUGGCGAGGAGACACUGCCGCUCUCCGUCCGGCCGGGGAAGAGCAGCCGCACAGCAGCCAGCCGCGAGAGGGCGGGUGGGCGGCCGAAUGGGGAGGGGUCUCGGAGAGCAGGGAAGGGCUGCCACGUCGCCCAGGUGGAUCGCUGCUCUCCGCCUCCCCCGCCCCCGCCGGCUUCGGGCCGCGACCUCUGGUUCGUCCUCGGGCUCAGGUGGGGCGCGUCGGACCGCCCCGCCUUGGCGGCCCCGGUGACCCCGACCCGCAGGCUCCCGCCUCUCCGUCUCCCCUCAGUGAGCAGGUCCCGGCCUGGCCCAUUCUGCCGUAUCGGGCCCGCCCUCCCCCGCCUCGAGCGAAAGCUUGA
Messenger RNA from Bubalus bubalis (water buffalo), 1032 nucleotides. Its product is annotated as collagen alpha-1(II) chain. The transcript is spliced from 2 exons. The coding region runs from base 1 to 1032 and encodes 343 amino acids. The record is from RefSeq and is a predicted model, not a curated record. Lineage: Eukaryota; Metazoa; Chordata; Mammalia; Artiodactyla; Bovidae.